Chaetomium globosum CBS 148.51 is the source of this 1296-nucleotide messenger RNA. RefSeq lists its product as uncharacterized. The record is from RefSeq and is a predicted model, not a curated record. The coding region runs from base 1 to 1296 and encodes 431 amino acids. Lineage: Eukaryota; Fungi; Ascomycota; Sordariomycetes; Sordariales; Chaetomiaceae. Gene Ontology annotation, molecular function: metal ion transmembrane transporter activity. Gene Ontology annotation, biological process: transmembrane transport; metal ion transport. The transcript has 4 exons. Gene Ontology annotation, cellular component: membrane.
AUGCAGAGCCACCCUCCAUAUACCGUACACAGGUCACAAGCUGGGUUCCAGAGGAUUUGCAGGCGACAAGUCGGCCUGGAGCUGAUCUCGUACGCUAGAAUUGCGCCGCUGGAUGGCACAUACGGCGGCCCAGAGACAGAAUACCAGACACUUAUCAAACAAUUCAACAUACCAGAUGAGUUUGUAUGGGAGCGCGAAACGAGCGUCACCCACUCGUUUGGGCGCCAAUCCGACGAAGAUGGCCGGGACGUGUUGUGGAUGCACUUCCUCGGCGCCGUUCCGAGCAUGGAUUCCUUGGACCGACAACCGGAAUGGUUAAAAUCUGGAUUCAUCCUUACCUGGUUGCCCAGAACAGCCCAAGCUCGACGACCUCUUAACUCUUCUUCAGCUCCUCCGGAGGUAACACAGAUGACUUACACCGUUGGGCUGCUCCUCUUCAGCCCGCCCGUCGAAGCCCUCCAGAGGUUAGUAGAGUUUGUCAAGUCUCCCAGGUGGAGAACUGCGACGUUCGACCCCUAUGUUCUGGUUGACAUUGCCCUGGUUGCCUGGUAUCACCGUAUCGACAAGGUCGCGUGGGAUGUAACAAACCUGAUCCGCGCCGAGGAGGAGGAUAUCUUUCAGCGCGCGCGAAAGCUCAAGUCGACGGCCGAGUCUGUUGUCACGGACCUCGACCUUCAUCGUAUCCACACAAGCGCAAAGAACGCCAUCUUCACGAUCGAGGCCUUGGAUGCCGCCAUCAGGCUGGUGGACUCGACUUUAUCAAAUCAUGAACUCUUUGGACAAUCGCAAAGGGGCGAUAGGUUAUGGGAGAACACCCAUCGGCUUUUGCAUCACCGCCGUGAGCUGUUUCACUCGACAAAGCUGAGGACUGUUAGUUGCCAGGCAAGGAUCAAAAACACUAUAGACCUGGCAUUCCACAUCAACACCGCCCACGACAGCCAAGUCAACCUCCACAACAGCCGGAGUGUGCGGCUGAUAUCCAUCGUCGGGCUGGUAUUCAUUCCCUUCACGGCCGUCACUUCCAUCUUCGGCACGCAGUUCUUCGACUAUGGAGAGCAGCACAUGGACGUCAACCCAGACUUCUGGAUCUUGUGGGUCAUUGCGCUCCCACUCACUCUUGUCAUCAUGACUGCCUGGCGCGCCAGUGAGCACGAUACCUUGCAGUGGCCGUCCUCACCUGCCCGGCUUUCCCUCGCACGCUGGCGGAAAGAUCGGGGAUGGAGUGAGAGGGACCGCGGGAGUGGCGCCACCUCCGGGGCGACCGAACUGCGGAAUGUCGGUUUGAGGAAUGUAUGA